Bombina bombina (fire-bellied toad) is the source of this 4521-nucleotide messenger RNA. Its product is annotated as guanylate-binding protein 3. NCBI's taxonomy places the organism in Eukaryota, Metazoa, Chordata, Amphibia, Anura, Bombinatoridae. The record is from RefSeq and is a predicted model, not a curated record. Gene Ontology annotation, molecular function: GTPase activity; GTP binding. The coding region runs from base 742 to 2979 and encodes 745 amino acids. The transcript has 13 exons.
AUAUCCGUGUCAGCAGCAGACUGGUGCAUGUUGUAUAAGGAAAUAAAUUCUCUUUCACUUUCAGUUUGAGUCUAACACAAAAAAGGGUUUACAGUUUAGAGAGACGGAGACAGAUAGAGUGUGAAGAAAAAGUAAGAGAAAAAGUAGAGACAUUUACAAAAUAGCGUAUUGGAGAGUGAGGGGUGAGAGAUUGUCAGCUGCAGGUAUUAGACUGACAGACUGAUGGGUAAAAGUCCUGUAGAUAUUAGACAGACUGAUGGGUAAAAGUGCUGUAGAUAUUAGACAGACAGACUGAUGGGUAAAAGUCCUGUAGAUAUUAGACAGACAGACUGAUGGGUAAAAGUCCUGUAGAUAUUAGACAGACAGACUGAUGGCUAAAAGUGCUGUAGGUAUUAGACAGACAGACUGAUGGGUAAAAGUGCUGUAGAUAUUAGACAGACAGACUGAUGGGUAAAAGUGCUGUAGAUAUUAGACAGACAGACUGAUGGGUAAAAGUCCUGUAGAUAUUAGACAGACAGACUGAUGGCUAAAAGUGCUGUAGGUAUUAGACAGACAGACUGAUGGGUAAAGGUCCUGUAGAUAUUAGACAGAGGUGACAAUUUUUGUUUGUUAUUGGACUUUUGGAUAAAGUGAAGCUUUAAAACUAAAUUAAAGAAACCAGUGAAUAUUGUACAGAAAGUGCACAGAGGACAAGGAACAGAGAAUCACAUACCUUUUUGCUGUGACAAACUAAGGGUGAAGAUGGCGCCGGUUCCAGCAAUGUCCAGCCCUGUCUGUCUGAUUGAGAACGUCAGUGGUAGUAAACUGCGCACAAACCCACAAGCUAAGAAGAUUCUGGAGAACAUCUCACAGCCGCUGGUGGUGGUGAGCAUUGUAGGCCAAUAUCGCACCGGCAAGUCUUAUCUGAUGAACACUUUGGCUGGGGUAAAAAGCGGUGGCUUUGCUUUGGGUCACACAGUAGAAGCAAAGACAAAGGGUAUAUGGAUGUGGUGUGUCCCUCACCCUACGAGAAAAGAUCAUAUGCUGGUUUUGUUGGACACAGAAGGCCUUGCAGAUGUGGGAAAGGGGGACAAACGUAAUGAUGAACAGCUGUUCUCCCUGUCUGUUCUACUGAGCAGCGUGUUAGUCUAUAACAGCACGGGGACCAUAGACCAGGAUGCAAUGGACAAGCUGUACUGUACAGCUGAGUUAUGUGAGUAUAUUGUAGACAGAGCAUCCAACCAAACUGAUGAACCUGAUGGCGUAAAGGACCUGGGAGAUGGGGAAUUAGUUCCUCUCUUUGUCUGGGCGGUGCGUGACUUCUUUCUCAAGGUGGAAAUGAACGGCCGGUCUGUUUCUGAAGAUGACUACUUGGAAGAAUCUCUGAAGAGUAUCACACCUGUAAAAAGCAUGAAGACAGAACAGAAGAACAAUAAAAGAGAGACACUCAGGAAGCGAUUCCCUAAAAGAAAAUGUUUCCUUUUUGAGAAUCCCUUUAAGAAAGAAUCGGAUGCAAUGGAGCAAGGUUUACAGAAAAAGCUUCAGCCGGGGUUUGUAGCGAAGACGAGAUCCUUCUGUCAAUUCAUAUUCGAGAACUCAGAGGCUAAAACGCUGAGCGGAGGUCAUGUCUUAACAGGAGUCCUUCUUGGACAUCUGGUGGACUCUUAUAUCAGAGUUGUAACCAGUCACAAUGUUUCUGUUUUGGAAAAUGAAAUGAAUAACAUCUUCAUAGAACACAAUAAAUCUACUUUGCAAUCAGCUAUUAAUGUGUAUCUAGAGGAGAUGAAAUCAAAGUUUGUGGACAGUAAAAAGGAAUUUCAGCAUUUGCAUGAAAUCUCCAAAGAAAAGGCUCUCCGGCUUUAUAAAGAGAAUCCGUUCACCUCCAAGGAGACCAGUGGGACUGAUGAGCUUCUUAAGACAAUUAAAAACCAUGGAGAUGAGAUUUGGAAGGACCGUGAAGCUUCUUCCCAUAAGAAAUGUAAAGAUCUUAUCAGAUGUUUGUCUGAAGAACUGACAAAAGCGAUAGAAGAAAAAAAGUACCAUGUUGCUGGAGGACAUAAAAAAUUUGUCCAAGACAAAGAGGAUCUAAUAAAGAAAUACAACAUGAAACCUCAGAAAGGUGUAAAGGCUGAAGAGGUUCUACAGCAGUUUGUGAAGUCAUUGGAGGAUGUGGAAAUGAUGAUUAUUCAAUGUGAUAAAGCAAAAUCAGAGAAACCAAAGAGACCGCGUGAUCGUUCUGACUUUAACGGACUAGCGAAGUACAUUUGUAGUUACAGACUAGAAAGUAAAGGUUAUCACCGCGUCCUCAUACAGCUCUUUGGGUUUGCCGGACAUGGGAAGUCAUCUUUUGUCAAUUCCUGCUCCUUUGUUAUAAAAAAUGAACCUUACGGGAACCUCGCUGGUGAAGCCAAAACUGAUGGAGGAAAAACCAUAGAUCGAAGAGGAUACAACCUGACAAAAUAUAUCACCAUAGUAGACAACCGUGGCUUUGUGAGAAUGAACUCAUCAGAGUCCUGGGAAGUUUACGCACAGCUGUGUAACUGUGUGCCAUUAAAUCAGUAUGUGAUAUGGGACAGGAAUCCUGAUGAAAGACUUAAACAACUAACUAACGAGGAGACACUGCCUGAUCUGAUGGUGCCAGUCUUUGUGUACAGCUCAGAACAAGAUCUCAAUACAGAGGAAUCUGAGAAGAUCAAAGAAUUCCUAAAAAAUGCUCAGAAGCUUACAGGUAUUUUGCCCUUCAUCAUACUAACUAAGAAAUUAAGCGGAAAUCCACAAGUUCUGGAUAAAAAGUUUAAGCAGAUGGGAAUGGAAAAAGUAUAUGCUUUAGAGAACUACACGAUGUCUGAUCACGUUGCAGUACGAGGAAAACACACAGAAAUUCUGAAUUUUUUUGCAGAUGUCCUGGAAUAUGUUGAUUUUCUUUAUAAAGGUGCAGAACCCUCAAAACAGAAAAUACUGGAAAGAAAAGAGUUUCUUAGAUACAUGGCAUUUAAGUAGUAAUAGGGCACAUAAUUACUGAAUGCGCCACCAAUAUGUCGGCAAGGAGCAAGUGUAACGAAGACGCAUAAACAAAGUGUUAUUAUUUCAUUAAAUGUAUCUCUAUUGUAGUGUCACAUUAUUGUGCUUAAAAAAUGCUUUUUUAUAUCACAUUUAACAAUAAAAAUAUAUAUUAAAUGUCAUCAAAUUGUGCCAACACACUUAUAUAUAAUCCCUCACUGAUUAAGUAAUUGUAAUUAGUAAACUAAAUAACUAGACUUUUAUUGUACAUGGAAUAUAGUUAUUUAAAUAAAAAUAUCACAAUUAUAUAUGUUAACAUUUGUGUGUGUACGUUUGUGUGUAUAUUUGUGUGAGUGUAUGGAUGUAUGUGCGUGCAUUUGUGUAUGUGCGUGCAUUUGUGUGUGUAUGUGUUUUUGUGUGUGUGUUUUUGUAUGUGUUUGUAUGUGUGUGUUUUUGUGUAUGUGUGUUUUUGUGUGUGUAUGUGUUUUUGUGUGUGUGUUUUUGUGUGUGUAUGUGUGUGUUUUUGUGUGUGUGUGUUUUUGUGUGUGUUUUUGUGUGUGUAUGUGUGUGUUUUUGUGUGUGUAUGUGUGUUUUUGUGUGUGUGUGUGUGUUUUUGUAUGUGUGUGUAUGUGUGUGUGGAUGUUUUUGUGUGUGUGUGCAUGUGUGUGUAUGUAAUUGUUUUUGUGCGUGUGUAUGCAUAAGUGUAUGUGUGUUUGUGUGUGUGUGUGCUUGUGUGUAUGUGUGUUUUUGUAUGUGUAUGUGUGUUUUUGUAUGUGUAUGUGUGUUUUUGUUUGUGUAUGUAAGUGUUUUUGUGAGUGUAUGUGUGAGUGUAUGUGUUUUUGUGUGUGUAUGUAAUUGUUUUCGUGCGUGUGUAUGCAUGAGUGUAUGUGUGUUUUUGUAUGUGUAUGUGUGUUUUUGUGUGUGUAUGUGGGUUUUGUGUGUGUAUGUAAUUGUUUUUCUGCGUGUGUAUGCAUGAGUGUAUGUGUGUUUUUGUGUGUGUAUGUGUGUUUUUGUGUGUAUGUGUGUUUUUGUAUGUGUGUGUGUAUGUGUGUUUUUGUAUGUGUGUGUGUAUGUGAGUUUGUGUGUGUAUAUGUGUUUUUGUAUGUGUGUGUGUAUGUAUGUGUGUUUUUGUGUGUGUAUGUGUGUUUUUGUGUGUGUAUGUGUGUUUUUGUAUGUGUAUGUGUGUUUUUGUGUGUGUAUGUGGAUUUUGUGUGUGUAUGUAAUUGUUUUUCUGCGUGUGUAUGCAUGAGUGUAUGUGUGUUUUUGUAUGUGUGUGUGUAUGUGUGUUUUUGUGUGUGUAUGUGUGUUUUUGUGAAGUGUGUAUGCAUGAGUGUAUGUGUGUUUUUGUGUGUAUGUGUGUUUUUGUAUGUGUGUGUGUAUGUGUGUUUUUGUGAGUGUAUGUAAGUGUUUUUGUGCGUGUGUAUGUGUGAGUGUAUGUGCGUAUGUGUAAAUUAUAGUGCAAAUUGUAAUCAAAUGAAGCAAUAAAUAUUUGGCAAAUUAAAGGCACAAUGUAAUGCAAUAAUAAAAUACUUUGAUCAAUUA